CCCCGAGUUGCGCUUAUGCUCUCUGCCCAGACCAGCGCCGGCCUUCAUGCUCCUCCUCUCCGCAAGAACAAGCCCAGCAGGAUCGCGGUCGCCGCAUCUAUACCAUUGCCAAAACCUCUUCUCCCGAGACUAUCACUCUCCCAUCAAAUUAACACCCCAAAGCCCAGGGUUAUGGUUUUGGCUUCGCUAUCCAUCCAAUCCUUGCCAAUCCCCACGUUGUCUCCUCCAUCUGCUUCCCAACUCACGCUCACUGCAUCUAUAUUCCAGAUUUCGUCAAGCAACGAGUGGGGAUCGAAGGUCGUGAUGGAUGACUAUGGAUAAGUUGGGGGGAGGGAGUUCCCCUGUUCCCAGCGACCCUAGAAAAUAGCCACUAUGUUUGCGAAAUACCCUGUCAUCGGGAGCCUUGUUGUUGCCGUCGACUGCUCCAAACGGCGUCGCUUCUAUUGGAUUUGACCCUAUGGAUAAUUUGGUUAAUUGUGAAUUCGAGCUUCACAAAGUGAAGAAUUUGUGAUUGUUUGAUUUCUGAUGGGCGUGUUUGCAGGGAUGGAGCCAGCGUGUGUUUAGGAGGGGCCAUGGCCCCCCUAAGAUCCUAGAAAACUUCUAAAACGUAAAAAUGUUAUAUUUAGUCUUUGGUGGCAAAAUGGUUAUGAGUCCAAACCGACAUAAUUUAAUGCUGGAGGUAUUGAGUUUGAACCCUGCCUCUGUUUUAUUUUUGUGCUUAAUUUAAUUUUAACCCGGCCUCCGUAUUGUUAAGCUUAAUAAUUAGAUUAAUUCUCCAUGCCUUCCAAUUACGGUUGGAAAUGAAUGAAUAGCUUUGAA
Molecule: messenger RNA, 819 nt
Organism: Linum trigynum
Lineage: Eukaryota; Viridiplantae; Streptophyta; Magnoliopsida; Malpighiales; Linaceae
Source: the annotation of a GenBank genome assembly